AUGUUGCAGUGGCCAACGUGGUUCUACCGACCGGAUUUCCCUCUCGGUACGUCACUACCUGCCAGCCACGUUUCGAACGUCAGCAGUGUUCCUACUUCGUCGCCUUUAUGCUCCAGAAGUCACUCGCAACCGGAGGCGCCCAAGGCUCCUGAUUUUCUCGAUGGCAAUAAAAUUCACGGGCAAACUCCGACGAUAUGCACGGCUGCCCAUGGCGACCGGGAAGAAAGAGCGAGUGAAUCUCGUUACGAUGUCGUUAUUAAAAUUCCACCCGGGACGCUGUCACCUGCGUUGAAAUUAUCGGCUGAUUGA
Messenger RNA from Heterotrigona itama, 309 nucleotides. The record is from the annotation of a GenBank genome assembly. Lineage: Eukaryota; Metazoa; Arthropoda; Insecta; Hymenoptera; Apidae.